This is a messenger RNA of Populus nigra (black poplar), 2884 nucleotides long. RefSeq lists its product as uncharacterized. Gene Ontology annotation, biological process: regulation of photomorphogenesis. NCBI's taxonomy places the organism in Eukaryota, Viridiplantae, Streptophyta, Magnoliopsida, Malpighiales, Salicaceae. The coding region runs from base 436 to 2394 and encodes 652 amino acids. The transcript is spliced from 5 exons. The record is from RefSeq and is a predicted model, not a curated record.
AAGUGGGGUCAGUUUUAUGUCGUCGGCUUAUGAGUCUGUGGCUAAGCAAGAAGAAAGAAAGCAAAAAGAAGGCAGAGACUCGAAGCAACUCAAGCACCAACCAACCCCUCCUUAGAUUCUUUCUUCUUCUUCAUCCGCUUCAUACAUUUCUCCUCUCUUCUACAGACCCUCCGAAAAGGGCUUCAAGUUAAUAAGAAGUUGAUCUUCACCCCAGUGAUGUUUUCAUCCAUGGAUCUGUGAUUACAGAGGGAAUCAGAGAAGAGGUUGAUAAAACUGUGGUUAUGAUUGCUGGUGUGGUGGCUAGGUCCAUAGCCCGGUUGAAGCAGGCCAUCAAAAAGCCUGGAACUUUAACUUGGUUGACUGCAUCUUCACGUGAAUAGCCUUGGAGGAAUUCUGUGACACUUUGAAGCAUUCUUCUGUAAAUCCCACUUCAUCAUGUCUGAUCGCGUGCUACAGUCAUAUCAAGAUAGGGAUGAUAUUCCCGUAAAGUCCACGAAGCAGUGCCAGUCUAUUUGGAUUUCUCAUUGGACGCGCGCGAGUUGCAGGAAAGCAAAUGAAGCUUCAAAACAAUUAGGUCAUGAUCCUCCGGAAGUUGGUAAUGGUAACAAAUAUCACAGCUUACUUAGUGGGCCAGAGAUGGAAACUGGUAGUUCUAAAUUUGUCACGGGACUUGGAGAAGUAAACAUGGGGAAAAGGAUCAACGUCAUGAACGAUAACCUUACAAUGAGUCCGAAAAGGUUGAGGAAUGAAAUGUUUGAGGGACAGUCUUCUUUUGCGAUGUUCAAACCUUCUCAAGAUAGGGAGAGUGUUUUAUAUCCGGAGAAUGAUGUGUCCUCUGGCAAUCGUGAAGGAGUCUUAAAGUCACGAAUUGGUACCAAUUCUGAAUAUGAUGUUUCCCUCGGGAGAAAUGAGGAUCACCUACCCUCAAUACCGGCACAGGCUCUUCCUGAGGUGGAAAUUCAAGAAAGAAAAUCUCAGUUUCAGGCUGAAGAUCUCAACUUGGUUCCAGAGCAGCGGGUCAAGUCUAAUAGUUUUCUAGAAAGGAGUAGCAGAGUUGUUUCUGCACAUGUUCAGGAUGAUUUUGUAAGGUCAACCCCAGAUAUUGUGCCAUAUGAAUUUGAAGUUGGAAGGGCUCCAAUUCACCCCUUUUUCUCUAGGUUAGAUCACAUUAAUGAACCAGGCUCUACAUCUUUGGUUCAUGAGAUGAAAAUGAAUAAAAAUGCAGGUCUUCUCUUUCGUGAUCCCUCAACAAGCAAUUAUCAGCGAAGAGAGUCAUUUCACAUGAUGCCAAAUCGUUCUGACUUUGAAUUACUUCCUAGGCAGAUCAGUACCAGAGGUGAUAGCCAAUUAGAAAAAUUAUAUAAUGGAUCAUAUGCACUAUCAACACUGCCCUCCGUUCAUGAUGGGGAGACAAUGAGAAUACGUGCUACAAUAGACUCCAUUGAAGAAUUUUCUAGAGGUCCUCCGACGUACACUCAGACCACUCAUCGCUUUUUCAUAAAAAAAAAGACUGACGUGAACUUACCUGAUAGUGCUCAGAUGUUUAGAGAGUCAGCAAUAUCCACUGAAAUUAAGGGAAAAAUGGUGACUGAACUCCUUGCAAUAUCUCCGGAUUUUGGUUUCCAUGUCAAGCAAGGAGUGAAGCUGCUACCUCUGGACAGCUCCACAGGGAGUGAAGGAAAAGAGAGCACUGGAAAUGUUAAGACUUCUGCAGUUGUUAAGGAGAAUGAUUCAUUAGCUGAAGGAAAAGAAAACACUAAGAAUGCCAAUACUUCUGCUGUCAAUGAAGAGAGUGAUUCAUCUGCUGAAACUGACACCAUGGACAUGGAUGCUUUCUGUGAGAACCAUCUAUCUGGUGUGGCUUCAUUGCAGUCAGAUAAGGUUUGGCAAGGUCACCAGAAAACAUGGAGACAAGCACCUCAAGAAGCCAGAGUUUGGAUGCCAUGCUUCCUUCCCCAUGCCGAGCACUCCACAAAUUCAAAAUCUAGUGAUUGCCCCGACACUCCUGUGAGACUGGACCCCUGCAGCAGAUGGUUUAAGCGUCUCAAAGCAAGUGCUUCCAAAGUUGAAGAAGCAUCAUCCCACCAGAAACUUAAUGCAGAGUUACAGAGGAAUGCUGAAUCCUAUUCAACUGACCCAGAAAGGAAAAUUCAAGAAAUAACACUGUCUCAUGUUUGGGUUCAGAGGUGGUUUCAUAAUCCAUCUGCAUCUCCGAAAAAGAAUCUUGGAGCUGUGGUAGUUUCCAAGCCAGAGAGUUCAGAGGCAGCACUAGACUUCCAGAAGAAGCAGUUUCCUAGCACUGCUGCCAUGGCUCUGAUGGGGAAGGCCAUGAAUGGUUUUUGUCCAUGUGAAUUCAGAAAAAGUGGGUCUUCUGUAGUCUGGAAUACCAAGUGAUUCAGGGACAAGCUUUCUUGAGAAAAUGCUAGGAAUGGAAAGUGAGAUAGGCAGUGCGCAGGAUGUGCUGGUUAUCUUACUGGUUGACAUUAGUGCAGCAAGUUGAAAUCUUUGACGAUCAAUCCUCCAUCAGAUCAAUGGACUGCAGACGAAUUUUGUAUAGCCUGAAUGUUGCUUUGGUAUUUAUCCUGCCUGAAAUUGUUUACAUUGCCUGCUUUCCUCCUAUGAUCAGAAUAGGUAUUGUGGAUGGAACUUGUGUGAGAGAUUUGACAGAGGUCUUGUUUAGGUUGAGAAAGGGGCAGCCCAGCCUCUGCUGCUUUUCGGAGUGCAAAUCUGAGAGGACUUGACCACACUCCAGCAUGCCCCUAUUGAUCCUCCAUAUGUAGUGCCAUGCAAACUGGAGUAAUGCUGUAAUAUCUGGAAUCAGAAGCUAAAAAUAAAAGAUUUAACUGGAGGGGAUUAUACUUCUUCAAACUUAGAUGCUUAAUAA